AUGGCAAACACUGAACGUGAUACUCAAGUUUAUAUGGCAAAGAUUGCCGAACAAGCUGAGAGAUAUGAUGAAAUGGUUUCCUUUAUGAAAGACGUAGUCAAGUUGAAUGAUGGCCUAUCAGUUGAAGAACGUAAUCUUUUAUCUGUCGCAUACAAAAACGUCAUUGGCGCACGUCGUGCCUCUUGGAGAAUCAUCUCGUCUAUUGAACAAAAGGAGGAGAGCAAAGGAAACCAAACUCAGGUAUCCAAGAUUAAAGAGUAUAAGCAAAAGAUCGAACAGGAAUUAUACGGUAUCUGUAAUGACGUAUUGGACCUUUUGACCACACAUCUUGUUCCUACAGCUAAAGAUAGUGAGGCUAAAGUAUUUUAUUACAAAAUGCAAGGCGAUUAUUAUCGUUAUAUUGCUGAAUAUGCUUCAGGCGAGACACGUCAGCAAGCAGCAGAUAAUGCUCAUGAAGCUUACAAGAAGGCUACUGAAGUAGCUGAAGCCCAAUUGGACGCAACACACCCUAUUCGUUUAGGACUUGCCUUAAACUUCUCUGUCUUUUACUAUGAAAUCUAUAAUUCUCCUGACCGUGCAUGUCAGUUAGCCAAGGAUGCCUUUGAUAACUCUAUUGCAAAACUUGAUGCCUUAAAUGAGGAAUCUUAUAAAGACUCCACCCUUAUCAUGCAGCUAUUAAGAGACAAUCUUACUCUUUGGACAGCUGAAAUUCAGGAUACUGAUGCUACCAAGGAUACUACAGUUCCAGAAAAUGAAUAA
Messenger RNA from Rhizopus microsporus ATCC 52813, 759 nucleotides. Its product is annotated as 14-3-3 family protein. The record is from RefSeq and is a predicted model, not a curated record. Gene Ontology annotation, biological process: signal transduction. The coding region runs from base 1 to 759 and encodes 252 amino acids. Lineage: Eukaryota; Fungi; Mucoromycota; Mucoromycetes; Mucorales; Rhizopodaceae. Gene Ontology annotation, cellular component: cytoplasm. The transcript is spliced from 7 exons.